AUGAUACUAGAUGAAAUGAAGAAUAUCAAGAGUGGAAAAGAGCUAGUGAAUGAAGUAAGGAAGAUUGAGAAGAACAUCAACGCUGGUAGUACUAUCUCAUCUCUCCUUGAGCUGAGUGCUGCUAAGAUUUCUAGUCAUACAUGUGAGGUUCCAACACCGUCACAUUUAGCUGAGCAAGAUAGCGAGAGCCCAGAUGAAGAGAUACCUCGGAUUGAAGAUGUACUCGAAGCCAAGGCACAAGAUGAUCCAGAGCUCAAAUGCCCAAGUGAUCAAGUCGAAGACUCAUCAUCUACAACUCCUGAAGAAGUAGAAGAAGCUGUUGUAGUUGAAGAUGAAGAACCAGAAAUUCAAUUGCCUAUCAUCAUACAAGAGUGUGACAUUGCAGGUUUAUCUAAUCCUGUCAAUGGCAUGUCCCCAUAUGAAUUGUUUGCUACUACCUUGCAUUGCAUGAUGCCAUCUGUUAAAGUAGAUUUGAAAAAGUAUUUGCUUGGAUAUGAUCAUAUAUACCCUGUUAGUGGCAUUACUCACAUUAGUGAUGAUCACAGUUACUUUCCUCGUGCUAGACCUAUGCUUUAUGAAACAUAUCAUUCCCAUGCUAGUCUUGAGCUUGCUGAUUUCUACCAUCCUAAACAUGUGCUUUAUAGCUAUGCUUAUGUAAUUGGAUAUUCGAUUGAUGACUUGGAGGGUAUUAUCCCUACCACUUGCAUUGUCUCUUUUGUUGUGAGUGCUUUUAGGUUUUUGCUUGUGCACGAUCCACUACAUGCUGACCAGGUUCGAGGUGACAUUCCUUGGGACCCUGGUGGACUUAGAGAAUGGGGAUGA
Molecule: messenger RNA, 822 nt
Organism: Triticum turgidum subsp. durum (durum wheat)
Lineage: Eukaryota; Viridiplantae; Streptophyta; Magnoliopsida; Poales; Poaceae
Source: the annotation of a GenBank genome assembly